Brachypodium distachyon (stiff brome) is the source of this 1572-nucleotide messenger RNA. RefSeq lists its product as uncharacterized. The coding region runs from base 1 to 1572 and encodes 523 amino acids. NCBI's taxonomy places the organism in Eukaryota, Viridiplantae, Streptophyta, Magnoliopsida, Poales, Poaceae. The record is from RefSeq and is a predicted model, not a curated record. The transcript has 2 exons.
AUGAUGCACUUGCCAGUGGAUGUUGAGAUGCAUGUAAUGGCAAAUGGAUUCGUAGAAGGUUAUUUUUGCUGGACUUCGCACGGGGAGGUUGCGGUAGAAGUGGAUAGUGGCUUUGAAGAAGAACACAUAGAGUUUGACCAAAGUGGUGAAGAAUAUCGUGGUGACGACGCCAUGGAUGAAGAAACACCGGUCGAUGAAGCUCCGCGUGGUCGGAUGGGGGAAAUGCUAGAUGACGUGCACUUACAGAAUCAACUGAAGGACCCCGACAAUGCCACAGAUGAGAAGAAGUUCCAUAAGCUAGUCGAGGACGCAAACACACCAGUGUAUGACAAUGCCGGCAUCAACAAUAAUGUCCUAGAAGUGAUACUUGAACUUCUUAGGAUAAAGGCAAAAUCUGAGCUUUCUGACAAGGGCUUCACGGAGAUGUUGAGUUACCUUGCUACAGUCUUUCCAGAGGGCAACAAAUUGCCUAAGAGCACAUACGACGCGAAGAAGAUUACCUGCCCGCUUGGAUUAGAUGUUCUGAAAUAUCAUGCAUGUCCACUGGACUGCAUUGUAUACACAGGACCGCACAAAAACAAGGACAAAUGCCAAAUAUGUGGUACUUCACGAUACAAGAAGAAAGAUGGCAAUCACGACGAAGUCGAUGAGGAAGAAGUGAGGAAAAGUCGGCCGGCGAAGAUCGUCUGGUAUCUUCCGAUGGGUAGUCGGUUUGAGCGUUGGUUUCAGAACUUGAAGGAUGCGGUGAGACUGGUCAAUCAUGAUCCGCGUGAGAAGAUGUACGAUCCAGAUGGAGAGUACCGUAUAGACAAUACUGAAGCUGGGAUCCUCAAACACCCAACCGAUGCGGCGCAAUGGAGGACCUUGGACGCGGAAUUCCCAGAUUUCGCCAGUGAUCCCAGGAACCUAAGGCUAGGGCUGAGCACUGACGGAAUCAAUCCAUUCGGCAACAUGAGCAGCACGCACAGCACAUGGGAGGAGUACUUCACCCUUAGAGCAGUGUUCCUGACUUGUGUGCAUGACUACCCAGCAAAUGGUAAUACAUCAUGCCGGUGCACAAAAGGGUACAAAGCAUGUACAAAGUGCACGGAGAAUACAAUAUCAGAGAUGUUGCCCACAUCACGCAAAAUUGUGUACGUGGGACACCGACGGUGGUUGCACCCUAAAGACCCGUGGAGGCUUGAUGCGGAGAGCUUCAACGGAAAGAAAGAGCACGAGGGUAAACCUAGGGAAAAGUCUGGCUUUGAAAUCUACGAUAUUGUCAAGGAUCUGGAGGUUAGGCCUGGGAAAGCAGAAAAUGUCAAAGAUAAGGACGGCCUGGACACCUCCGUGUGGAAGAGGAGGUCUGUAUUCUGGGACCUGCCAUGCUGGCCACACUUGCGAUGCCGAUAUAGCAUUGAUGUGAUGCACGUCGAGAAAAAUGUAUGUGACAGCGUGUUGGGAUUGCUGAUGAACAUCCCUGACAAGACGAAAGACGGACCGAAGGCAAGGAAAGACUUGGAAAUUUUGAAGAUAUGGAAAGAACUGUGGCAGAAGAAGAAGAGUCACCGGAAGACAAAAAUGGUUUCGUGA